GGAUCAACAACACACUUCCGACUUUCUUGUCGCGACGUCAAAGUUUUCCGUCACCAGCAAACGUGUGCACGGACGAGCGAGUUGCUUCGAUAUGCUUACUCGCAUAUCCAGGAGUAAAAGAACAAAAUAAAUUUGACGACAUGCAGUGGUCGCUAUGUGUUGCAACAGUCCUGGUCACCUUACUACAGAUAUGUGACCCCCAAUUUCCCCAAAUAAUGGAACAACCCAGAGUUCUAGACUCGCUACGAUUGGCCAACAUAUUGAUGGAACGACCCAUAGAGGGCCCUAGCAUUAGGAAAGAAUGCCGGAUGCUUAACUCAACAGAGUAUCAGAAAAUUGUGAAUGCCAUCAACGCUGCCAAAUUGGACACGAGAGUCCGGCCCAAUGUCCACGACGCCUACUCGUUUCUUCACGCACACCCCGAGGUGAACAAAGGUGCUCACGCCGGCCCCGCCUUCCUUCCCUACCACAGGGUGCUCAUCUUUCUGUAUGAGAAACUGCUGCGCAUCUAUGACCGUGACGUGAGUCUGUGCUACUGGGACACCACUGUGGAGCCGGAGAACAUGGAGUGGUCAGCCAUCUGGACGCCAGAACUCUACGGGAACGUCCAGGGGACAGUGACCACUGGGUUUGCUCGCGGUUGGGUCACGCCCAUCGCUGUGCUCAACAGAGCAGGUGAGUUUGUAGAAACAGCUGCCUACGAUCCAAUCUUCUGGUUCCAUCACAGCUACGUGGACUGCCUCUACGAACGCUUCCGGCAGAGACAGAAAGAGCGAGGGGUGGAGCCGAUGCGUGAUUGGCCAGUAGAACACGGGGACUCCGCCCAUGCGCCCUUCGCACCAAUGCGCAUCGGAAGUCUGCGCAACAUUGAUGGCGCACAAGAUUUCUUCAGUCGAGAAAUAGUCCGCUGUGAGCCCUUGCCGGUUUGCACUUCGGACCGGGAGUGCGGAGACUACAUGCGCUGUGACCGUGCUCGCCAGAAGUGUAUAUCUGACACCCUCCGGCCACCCGCUCAAGUGGGAGGGAUGUGGGACAGCGUUGAGAACCUGGUAGGCUCCCUAUGGCGGUCCCGCCUCUCUGCGCUCAAUGACCCCCUGGCCGAGUCAAGUUUUGGUUUUGGCAACGUUUUCCAACAGCCGGAACUUUUCCAGUUUUCAGGGCUUCGUAACCCCAGAACAAGAAGAAUGAUGUAAAACCGUGUUCAGCUCGUGUAUGGUUCAGAAGAUCUCCAUGGGGAUGUACUCUAGUUCAAACUUUCUCUAAGUCGAAAAGUUCACCAAGCGGCUGUGAUGUUUUUCAACAUCCCUUUGAUGAUGAAAGCCGCUGAAUCGUCCCCAGAGAAAAGACCUACUCCCCGGAAAAGCAAAACAAAAACAAUGUCAAGGUUCAAGGUCAAUGCGGCAAACGAUGAUUAAUUCGUUAUACACAGAAAUUUAAGCUAUGUUCAUGUGGAGAAAGGGUUCAAAAUGCAUGCUUCAUCUGCAGUCAAAUACAAAGACAUAUCAUACUGGUUUCUCAGAAUAUAGUUCAGUAAUAGACAAUAUUAUUUCUGUUCACAUCCUCGCCACCAUCACCAAAAGGUUCAUUAACCGUAAAUAAUUAACAAGAAAAACGUUUGAAGAUCAGCCUCAUUACACGAGAUAUAUUAAAUGUGAAAUUACUAAA
Aplysia californica (California sea hare) is the source of this 1665-nucleotide messenger RNA. Its product is annotated as tyrosinase-like protein 2. The record is from RefSeq and is a predicted model, not a curated record. Gene Ontology annotation, molecular function: oxidoreductase activity. Lineage: Eukaryota; Metazoa; Mollusca; Gastropoda; Aplysiida; Aplysiidae. Bases 141 to 1193 code for a protein of 350 amino acids. The transcript has 5 exons.